Closterium sp. NIES-65 is the source of this 1086-nucleotide messenger RNA. The record is from the annotation of a GenBank genome assembly. Lineage: Eukaryota; Viridiplantae; Streptophyta; Zygnematophyceae; Desmidiales; Closteriaceae.
AUGCCUCUGGACCAAGGCAGAUUCCCCUUGGAGUGGGAGGAGUGGCCUCGGGGCGAGGACACUGUUGUGAAGCUUCCUGACGACCCCAGUGCGAGAUUCUUCCGCCUUGGAAUUGUGGAGGAAGCAAGGGGAACAGCAGGGGAGCGUGGGGCAGGAAAGAAGGGCGGACAAAGGUCAUCUGUGACUGUGAGGGGGCAAGGAGGAGACAAAGGGAGGGGCAAGCGGGGGGAAAGGAGCAGUGGGCGUGGGGAAGAAGUUAGAGUUGAAGGAUUGAGGACGAGUGACGAUGAGGGGCUGCUACGCAAGCUGCUCACAUCGCUGCUGCCGCUAGUGCAGAGGAAAUUCCCCAUCGUUCGCUGCACUGCCGAUGCCGAAUUUGUGGUGGAUUUUGCCGGGUUUCUGGCUCGAAUGGAACAGCUUCCUGUUCUCUUCCUGCUGACUGUGGCUCUAAACUGGGCUGCCCCCGUCCUCGGAAUCACGGACCUGAAGUUCCUACACAGGCUGCGAGACGGAAAGGAAGAUGAUGGGAGGGUGUGGGAAGAGGUGCAAAUGUGGUGCCUAGCGGUGGAGCUUGCAUGGCAGGGCGGCAUGAAGCUGGAGGCUGAGGAUGAUUAUGGGCCUUCCGAUGGUGCCAGUGGGAGCAGCAGCCGCAGCGACAGCUCUGGGAGAAACAGGAGAAACCAAGGGAGAAUAGAAGAUGAUGGGACGGGCAAGGAGGGGGAGGAGGCGGCUUAUUUGAAAGCGUGGCCCGGGGGAGUGAAUUUGGUGGCAUGUCUGCGAGAGAUGCUGCUGGGGGAGCCGUGCUACUGCCCUGUCUCCCCUGCUGCCCCUUCCACCUCUGCUGCCCCUACCACCCCUGCUGCCCCUUCCACCCCUGCUUCCUCGUCCACCCCUGCUGCCCCACCGAUCAGUGUUGUGCCAAACCAUGCCAAACCUGCACCCGCUUUGGGUACAGAAUACACUGGUACUGCUGUUGGUGGGGAGCGUAAGGUCGCAAGUGGAGGCGAACUGAAUGCUAUCGAGGGUGAGGGACUCCAGUGGAGGACAGAACACUUCUACAGGCGUCGCGGGUGUUCUCCCCUUUAA